Mercenaria mercenaria is the source of this 1128-nucleotide messenger RNA. Its product is annotated as neuromedin-K receptor-like. Gene Ontology annotation, molecular function: neuropeptide receptor activity. The record is from RefSeq and is a predicted model, not a curated record. Gene Ontology annotation, cellular component: membrane. The transcript has 2 exons. Gene Ontology annotation, biological process: neuropeptide signaling pathway. NCBI's taxonomy places the organism in Eukaryota, Metazoa, Mollusca, Bivalvia, Venerida, Veneridae. Bases 1 to 1128 code for a protein of 375 amino acids.
AUGGAUCCGCUUACAUAUCUGUCUACAGUUACAAGUCGUGUUUCUACAGAGCAGGAACACGUUCCUGACCACAAUAAAGGCGACCUGGCACAACAAUUGAAUGAUGAGAUGACACGAGCUGUUCUACCGGUUACAGUUUUUGUUGGAAUUGAAGUGUUUGCAGCGUUCUUUGGGAACCUACUUGUGAUAUAUGUGUUCCUGUUUCGGUAUCAUGUUUGUAACUUCAGAUACUUUGUGCUCUGCUUGGCUUUCACCGACAUCACGAGCAGUUUAACCACAAUGCCGGGAGAGAUGGUAACACAACUAUAUUGGUACGUGUAUCCCGUGCCACAAGUGUGCAAAAUCAAAUCAUUCUUUAAUGUGUUCACUGUAUCCGCUGAGGCACUGUGUCUUCUAACCAUUGGUGUGGACCGUUAUUUGAAAGUGUGUCGACCACUAGGUUGGCAAAUAAAGCCUAAACAUGCAAAAUAUGUAUGUGGAAUUAUAUACGUUAUAGCAUUUAUAUUUGCUGUGCCUGUGUAUUUCUUCUGGGGGACUCAUACCGACGAGAAGACCUACAAAAACACGACAAUAACAGUAACAAUAUGCGAGAAAGACGAAAAAUGGCUGAGGACAAAUCAUCCGCUUCAGUAUUCCGCGACAGUUGAAGUAAUUUUGUCACUGUGUUUGGUGGUAAUGUUUGUUUUGUAUGUGUUUGUUGCCAGAACACUUCUAAUGAAUAAACGGAUACGUUUUCGCGCCUACGGUUUGGGACAACAAUUGCCUACAUCUUCAAAUAAUACAGAGAUGUCUCAGUCUCAAAGUCCGGUAGAAAUAAAUUCAACACCGGAUGUUAGUGAAUCUGACUUCUCCCCAAAAGAAGACAGAAAAUCAAGUAACUUGAACGAGCAGGACGGUGACAAAAACACUGUUGAUAAUGCAGCCAGACGAAAAAGUCGCAAUAAUACUCUUUCUGGAGAAAUCAUUGAUGAUGACCACGAUCCUCGGGAAAAGCAGAAUAAGAUAUUAACUCUUAUACGGCACCUUCACCAAAGCGAAGACAAAUCUCAUCACAGUACACAUCUCGGUGAGAGUGUAAUUGAUAUGGCAGGAGAACUGGCCAAAAGUCUAGAAUUGUCCAGAAUGUAG